This is a messenger RNA of Silurus meridionalis, 4286 nucleotides long. It is a transcript of the gene arhgef9b, whose product is annotated as Cdc42 guanine nucleotide exchange factor (GEF) 9b. The coding region runs from base 410 to 4018 and encodes 1202 amino acids. The record is from RefSeq and is a predicted model, not a curated record. The transcript is spliced from 15 exons. Lineage: Eukaryota; Metazoa; Chordata; Actinopteri; Siluriformes; Siluridae. Gene Ontology annotation, molecular function: protein binding; guanyl-nucleotide exchange factor activity.
CUGAGCUGUGCGUGUGUGUGUGUGUGUGUGUGCGCGUGCGUGCGUGUGAGCCCGCGCGCGCGCUUACCGCAUAUCUCAGUGUCGGUGUUUGUUCAUUGUCUUAAGGGCGAGAGUUCAGAAAUUUUACUGCUGACUAUUUUUCGGAAAAGCGGAUAUUUGAAGGACUCCAGCCUCAAAGGGGAACGUAAAGAUUUAGCCAACCUAGACGCUAUAUAUUGUAAACACAGAUAAACACUAAAUAUGGGCCUUAAGUGCUGCUGACAAAGUUGAUCAUCUUUCUGCUACUUCUACUAAUUCGCAGGUAUGAUUGACUUCACACAUUUGACAUCACAAUCUAAGAUAAUCAGGUGGACCAAAGAUGACUUGUCUUACAAUUGAAAGCUGACAUUACACCUUGCAAUGUGAGAGGAUGGAUGACAUAGAAAGCUCUGUGCCUGACAGUAAUGUUUCCAAUGGAUAUGUCAACAAAGUCUUCACUGUGUCUCUGGACAUGGAGAGUGAAACAGGGAUUGUGCAAAUUCGCAAAUCCAAGGAUCUUAAGGAGUCAUUGGAUCUGGCUUCCUUUCAGAAUCCAGUCCGAGAGAAACAGGAACUGAACCGGGCAUCAAAAACCACAGGCAUUUGGAGGAUUCUCCACCACCGGAGAACGACAUCUGACCAUGAGGGACGACCUCACUCUAUGAUACUUCCAGGGGAAGCAUCUCCCUCCAAGCUGCCAUUUACUGACAAAGUAAGGGGUUUCAAAAAGUUGAAAUCCCCUUCUGUCUUUAGGGGCAAAUCUGGCAAGCUUGCCAGUAGCAAGUUACACAGUGCACGCAAGACUGAGACAAAUGAAGACACCAGAAAUGCUUCUGCUUUGUUAACCUGCCAAAGAAACCUACUCAGGAAUAAAGGCAAGAGGCACUCAUAUGCAGGUUACACUACUGAGUUUGAUUGCUCUUUUGAGGAUAUAGACUUUACUACUACAUUUGAGAAUGAGCAUCACUUACCCAAAAACACAUGCACAAAGAAAGCUCAGUCAAACUGCAACUUAUUUGUGACAGUCCAUGAAGAACACUCUGUGAAAGAUAGCCCCAAGGUACCUCUCGGAGGAAGACGGUCAAAAGGAGGUGAUGUUUGGAAUUACUUGAAAAGAAUUUCCUUCAUAGGAAAGGGAGGUUCAACUUUGCUGGAGAAGAGCUUUGACUCCAUGCAGACUCUGGACAAAACAAUUGACUCAGACUAUGGAUCUGUUGAUGUAGAGUGCAUUAAAGACUCAAUGCCUGUACCUAAACAGACAGGUCCCGAUGUCAAAAGUAGCCACUUUAGGGGGCUGUUUAGAUUCUUUAAUAGCAUGGCUGAGACUGCUCGAAAAUGGAGGAACUCAUCCAGACCCUACUCACCUCCUGAUGGUGAAUGUCCCAGCAAUGGUUCCACAAGAACACAGCAGAAUCAAGAAUUUCUUUACACUAAGGCUAAUGCACUAAAGAGAGAGGAUGAGGCUUUAACUAAGCCUGCUAUUACCCUCGAUGAAUGUGAGGUGAUCUCACCUACUGAAGAUUUAAACAGGUCCCCACAUGUGGUUCUGAAAUCCUGGAAAGCAUGGGCGGAUUCAUCAAGCAUAAAUGGAUUCUCUGAUGGGACAGAAUCGCAACACACCUCUGCUCACACCUCUUUAGCCACUAUUGAGAACCACCAGAGAAGCGAUGGACCAGAUGGAAGUUCUCUUUCUGAGCCUGAGCUUCAGUUUGAUCUUCAUGAACAAAGUGAAUCUGAGUCUUCUGGCAUUUCAGAUAAAACUAAAGUUGAAAAAAGUGAUAUUUGCAAUGAUAUCAUUCCACACUGUCCAGAUGAAAUAUUUAAGGUUUUAGCAGGUGACUGUUGUGUGAGUGAGGGAAGUCCAAGAAGCUUCCAAACCUGUAGAACAAUGAGAUUGACCCUUAUGAAAAAGCCUUGGCACUGGCCUGCUUCAGGCUCUGUGAUCAGGCCAAGCUUUCAAUGUCCCAUCAUAAAGGAGGAGGUUGUCAACUCUGGAUCGGAGGAGCACUGUGCAACAGUGCUUCGGCCACCAGUUCCAUGGAUGCCUAAUCCUCUCAGGAGAUUCUGCUCUGUCAUAAAUGGAUAUGCACCCAUCCAGUUUGACAGAGUGCCAACGCAGCGAGCUCUUUCUCGCCCUCCUGGCAUUUCACCUCAAGACCCUCCUUUUAAAGUGGUCCUGCAGAGGUGCCAUUCAUUUCCUCUUCCACAGAAUGGCACAUCUGGAUCAAGGGUAGCCAGCUUGCCACUUGACCGAUCAGCUGAGUCUGAAAGACAGUCAACUACUGUACAGAGCAGCAAUGAAAACACAGGCCGGAGAAAAUUGCUCAGACCUGGUUCUGGACCUCUGCAAGUAAAUGUGCUGAUCAGUGGAGGGUCCAUCAUCAGCGCUGAAGCAGUAUGGGACCAUGUGGCUAUGGCUGACCGUGAACUGGCUUUUAAGGCAGGGGAUGUCAUUAAGGUCCUAGAUGCCUCCAACAAGGAUUGGUGGUGGGGGCAGAUAGAUGAUGAGGAGGGCUGGUUCCCAGCCAGCUUUGUGAGGGUUGAACCUCACCUUCCUCAACCCCAAACAAAACAGGUUUUCUAUAUCAACCCAAUAGCCACUCGAAGGUUCCAAAUCACAACAGCCAAGCUGUGGGUGAACCAGGAAGAUCGAGCCAUAGAAGCAGCUGAGGGCAGCAGUGAUGUCCAGAAUGGGCACCUGGAUGCAGGCAGUGACUGUCUUUGCCUAGGUCAACCUCUCCAGAACAGAGACCAGAUGAGGGCUAACGUCAUCAACGAGAUUAUGAGCACAGAACGACACUACAUCAAACACCUGAAAGAUAUAUGUGAGGGUUAUCUGCGGCAGUGCAGAAAGAGGAUUGACAUGUUCAAUGAUGACCAGGUAAAAGUUAUUUUUGGAAACAUUGAAGACAUCUAUAGAUUUCAAAUGGGAUUUGUUCGGGAUUUGGAAAAGCAGUAUAACACAGAGGAACCCCAUCUGAGUGAAAUAGGUCCAUGCUUCCUGGAACAUCAAGAUGGGUUCUGGAUCUACUCUGAGUACUGUAACAACCAUCUGGAUGCAUGCAUGGAGCUAUCUAAGCUGAUGAAGGAUGGACGCUACCAGCAUUUCUUUGAAGCAUGCCGUCUCCUGCAGCAGAUGAUUGACAUUGCAAUCGAUGGCUUUCUGCUGACCCCAGUGCAGAAAAUCUGUAAAUACCCACUACAACUGGCUGAGCUGCUCAAAUACACAGCGCAGGAGCACAGUGACUACCGAUAUGUGGCUGCAGCAUUAGCUGUCAUGAGAAAUGUGACCCAGCAGAUCAAUGAGCGCAAGAGGAGACUGGAGAACAUUGACAAGAUUGCACAGUGGCAGGCCUCUGUUCUGGACUGGGAGGGUGAUGACAUAUUGGACAGAAGCUCUGAACUGAUCUACACAGGUGAGCUGUCCUGGAUCUUCCAGCCUUAUGGAAGGAGUCAGCACCGAGUCUUCUUUCUUUUUGAUCACCAGCUGGUGUUGUGUAAAAAGGAUCUUAUUCGACGUGACAUCCUUUACUACAAAGGACGCAUAAACAUGGACAGGUAUGAAGUGAAAGAUGCAGUUGAUGGACGGGAUGAUGACUUCAAUGUUAGCGUCAAAAAUGCAUUUAAACUGCACAACAAGGACACUGAGGAGGUCCACAUCUUCUUGGCUAAAAAACUGGAGGAAAAGAUUCGCUGGCUUAGGGCAUUUCAUGAAGAGCGGAAAAUGGUGUUGGAGGAUGAAAAAAUAGGCUUUGAAAUUUCUGAAUAUCAGAAACGACAAGCUGCCAUGACAGUGCGUAAGGUGACCAAACAGAAAGCUCUGAAUCUGAACAGGUAUGUUUCCCCUUCAUCACCUUGCCUCCAGGAACCCAUAGCCAAAGGACAGUUUGCAUCUACCGAUGACUUGGCACAGUCCAACCUAUGUGAGAUUCAACAACUUAGACAAACUCAAUUACCAUUCUGGCAAAAUUUUGGAAGGUUAGCAUUGUUGAAAAAAUAGCAGAAAUGUUCAAAAAGUGAAAUUUAAAAACCAGAUGUUGCACUGGAUGGUCUCAUCUGCUUUGACUGCAGCACAACAGUGAAAAAUGAUGCAAGCAUUUUUAACCUUUUAAGACUGACUGACCCAUUCAUUCAAUAGUAGCAUAGUAGAACCUGCCUGUUUAAUUAGUCAUAUAUUAUUAUUACAUUUUGCAGAAACUUGAGGCAACAUUACCUGACUACCUUGUGCAAAAUAACCAAAAAUAAAAAUAAAGAAUCAUUUAGCAAUA